AUGGCUCACACUUUGGAAUCUUAUCUUAACAGCAGUGAUUUUUGUGGCCAGAGAGGGGAUAGAACAAUGGGAGAAAAAGGAGGUGGAAGCAGGAAAAUGGCAACGGUAGGGACGACGUCGGUGGCACUAACGACAGCGGCAAGACGAGGCGAUGGUGGCAGCAGCAGGGUGAGGCAGUGCAUGACUUCGGUGACUCGGUGGCCUGUGCUUUUGCUGGUGGCGACUCUUAGUCUGUUCCAAGUGUCAGCUAUGGAAAUCUACACACCACCGGAGCUCUCUGUGGAGAAUGGGACAGAGGCAAAACUGGAGUGCACGUUCACAUCAACAGAAGUGAUCAGCAGUGCAGCUUCUGUUGCCUGGAGCUUUCAAGCAGAGGGAGCACCUUCUCCUGUAUCAUUCUUUUAUUAUUCCAAUGGAAGGGCAUAUCCUGGGAAAUAUAUACCAUUUAAAAACAGAAUCAGCUGGUCUGGAGAUCUUAACAAGAAAGAUGCAUCUAUCAGUAUAGCAAACACGCGGUUUCAGGACAGUGGCAUUUAUAUCUGUGAUGUGAAGAACCCUCCAGAUAUAGUUGUCACUCCAGGAGAAAUCAGACUCAGAGUUGUGGAGGAAGAUGUUAGUUUCUCUGUAUUUGAAAUGUUUAGUCUAUUAAAAAUUUUCCUAAGUGUGUGCUUUGGAUAG
This is a messenger RNA of Sphaerodactylus townsendi, 678 nucleotides long. Its product is annotated as myelin protein zero-like protein 1. NCBI's taxonomy places the organism in Eukaryota, Metazoa, Chordata, Lepidosauria, Squamata, Sphaerodactylidae. The transcript is spliced from 2 exons. Gene Ontology annotation, cellular component: cell surface; focal adhesion; membrane. Bases 1 to 678 code for a protein of 225 amino acids. The record is from RefSeq and is a predicted model, not a curated record.